Molecule: messenger RNA, 1838 nt
Organism: Plectropomus leopardus (leopard coralgrouper)
Lineage: Eukaryota; Metazoa; Chordata; Actinopteri; Perciformes; Serranidae
Gene: sdc4
Product: syndecan 4
Biological process (GO): cell migration
Cellular component (GO): cell surface; membrane
Source: RefSeq, a predicted model, not a curated record
UCAGUUAAAGUCACCGGAGAGACGGAGAGAAGAAGACACCGCGAAGGUGAAGAAAGUGGACCAUUUCUGUAAAACCUGUGCUUGUGUUGGACUAUUCUGGGACACAAAACUGCUGCCUGAAGACACACCAACUACCCGCCGCUGGUUUUAAAUCUCCACGACACUAAAAAGACACUUUAACGUUACUUUAAAAGACAAAAAAAGGACAACCAUGCUCAACCUCUGCCUCGUGUUGAUUUUAUCUGCCUCCGUUUUUUCAGAGUCGGUGAGGGAGACGGAGACCUGGAUGCCCAUGAAGACAACACAGACGGUCGCCAUGUCAACACACCAUGACCACCUGGAGUCAUCGGGAGACUCCUCCAACGGCUCCGACUUCGGCUUCACGGACGACGAAGACGACAAAAAAGACCAAUACGACCAGGACGACGACGAUUACUACGACGACACGCUGUACGAUGACGAGGACGAGUACGACGAGUUCUCUGGAUCUGGUGACGGAGCAACAACUGCGUCACCUGGAAAAGAGUCCAAGCCGUCAGUGAAGCCUGACGUGAACGACAACAAGAUCCCGGAGUUGGACCGUCCGGUGCAGCCGACCGUCAACGAGGUGAGCAUCGUCCGGAACAGCAACGAAAUCCCGGAACUGAGGAACGAGCCGGAGCCCAGCGAGGAGCACCCGUCCAACGUCCUCAUGUCCCACGCCAGCGACGACAGCAUCUUUAACAAGACGGAGGUCCUCGCAGCUCUGAUCGCGGGCAGCGCCGUCGGCCUGAUGUUCGCCGUCCUCCUCAUCCUCCUCCUCAUCUACCGCAUGAAGAAGAAGGACGAGGGCAGCUACGACUUGGGGAAGAAGCCCAUCUAUAAGAAAGCCCCGACCACUGAGAUCUACGCGUAGACCCUGACCUCACACACACACACACACACACACACACACACACACACACACACACACACACACCCACCUCAACCCCUUAAAAACCCAAUCAGGGCCAGCGCGUGGCCUCGCAGUGCCUCAUCAUCACCGUACCUCCUCACUUUUCUGCGGCAGAUUGACGCUCGAUAGCGAAUCAGGAGAGAAGCCCAGACGACACAAUCGACUGACUCCUCCUCCUCCCUGAGGUCAUAUUAUUGGUGCUCUCUUAACCAAUCAGAGGCUUUGUUAGUCCUCUUGUCCCUCUCUUUUUGUCAAACAAGGAAAAAACAGGAGUGGACGAUUUCAGCUGCGGUACAUUUUGUGUUUUUAUUUUAUUAUUUUGUCCCCAUGUCAAGAGAAAAAACAACAGAACUUCACGUCUGAGGACUCGGAGGACUCCUCUCCCUCAUCGUGCCCCCCCCCCAAACCCCGUCUUCCAGUUUCAAACACUAACGCUGUGCAAUGACUCUCGUCUCGGUACACAUUAACGGUCCAGUUAUUUAUUUCCCCUCUGUGUUUCCUCUCAGCCUGUUUCUUGGACUGCAGCUCCUCACAUUACUGUAGACUUUUAUGUGAACAUUUUUAUUAGAUUUUUUUUUUUUAAAAAAAGAACUCCUUGUAAUGCAGAGAGAUUUUUUUUUCUAUUAAAGAUCCCAUCGUGACGGGAAAGAAUUGAGCUCAUGUUGUUGAAAAUUCAUUUUGAUUUGAGAGAUUUUAAAUCACUGUGAUGCUGUGUAGAUGUACUCCCUGUCAUCUGUCAAAACUCGUGAAUCGUCACAAUGUAUAUUUUUCCAUUUUUAGCCUCCUGCAGCGACAGCGAGGAAAAACAGACAAACAAAGGGUCAGGACGUAUUUGCAAAUGGUUAUUUCUGCUACACAGAAGCAUCAUUAAAACCACCUGAAAAGAUUUCGUUUUUUCUUUGAA